This is a messenger RNA of Rhagoletis pomonella (apple maggot), 801 nucleotides long. RefSeq lists its product as uncharacterized. Bases 47 to 607 code for a protein of 186 amino acids. The transcript is spliced from 2 exons. The record is from RefSeq and is a predicted model, not a curated record. NCBI's taxonomy places the organism in Eukaryota, Metazoa, Arthropoda, Insecta, Diptera, Tephritidae.
UAGAAAUGGGCAAACGUUGAAAGUUAUCGCACUUGGUGAACCAUACAUGAAAAAUAUGCAUUUUCGAUGCCAAACAAACAGAUAUGGAAAUCCUGAACGAGUAGAAGAUGUUUUGUUUUGUAACUUCAAAAAUUGCUUCAUUGGCAGUUGUGGCUAUGAUUUGAAUUUAUUCGUCAAUACCUGUUUGAACUUCGAUGCUCUGACUCGGGAACGUUAUAAACUUCUUCAUUGCUACUAUGAACAUUUCUCAGCAACAUUGAAAACUUUAAACGAAAACUCCAUUCCCAGUUGGCAGACAAUUUUGGAUGACGUGCAUGAAUUUGAAUUUAUCGGUUUUUAUGGUUUACUUUGUGAAAUGCCAUUUUGUCAGGUGAAAAGCGAUCUUCCGAAAUGCUAUAUACUGGCUAAUACGAGAAAUAAGGAAAUUGUGCCAAUUUCGUUUGAACAAGAGUAUGAGAUUAUCCUGAAAACCUCACACAUAGAAGAGAUUUUUAAGUAUGGACUGUAUCGUUUUAAUGAGCUUCGUGUAUGGAAUUCUAACAUAGAUUGGGAGGGAAAACAGGAGAACGUGGAUGAAUUUGUUAAGCUGAAUGCGCCUAUAAAUUGAUAAAAAUAAACUGUUUGUCUACAUACAUACAUAUAUACAUAUCUACGAAGUUACGUCAUUUGCAUGAAGCAUUUAUUUCGGUUUUAUUAAGCUACACCCUAAUAAAAGGAAUAAGUUCCAAAACUAUAUGGCCUCCUAAAUUUUAUAAAUAAUCAUUAGUUUUAAGUGGAAAAAAUUCAAUAAAAAGAAUUAUC